AUGCCUCACAUCAUCAUUCCUUCCCGCUUCCCUUUCGAUGCUUCCGAGGGUUUUGGAUUUAUAAACCUUAAAGACUGUCCGUUGUCACCUUCUCACCAUUCGUGCUGCUUUCGACUCUUCCACUUCUCCUUGUGCUUCCUGCUAAGUCUUCCUGUUGCUUGCGAGCUCUUCUUCUCCUCCUCUUCAUUCCCCCACAAUCUCCUCAUGGCUGAAGAGGCUGCUAUGUUCCGGGCUUACUCUCGUGAAUCGAGCAGGAUGCCCAGCCACAUUUUGAAGGUUGUGGGCGAGGAGGUUGCGAAAAGCCUGGCUGCUCCCUCAACCACCUCCUCUCAUAACACAGCGGAGGAUCCUUCAGAGUCCUCCACCCCACUGCUUCUGUCAGCCGCCCCUCCUGAGACUGGCCCUACAACUUUGGAACCCAUUGAGGAAGAGCAGGCUCCUUCUCCUCCUCCCAACAAAUGCCUAUGCCUCCAACGCAAACGUAAGAGAGUUGCUCCUUUAGUUCAAUCUUCUCCACUUCCUCCGCUCGGAGAGACUUCUUCCAAGGCCCCCAAAGUCCAGGCACAAACAACUAGAGUUCCUACUCAGGAGUCUCCUCGAGUGGCAGAAGUCCCGACCCCUACUCCUGUCUGGGUCUUAGCUCUUGAACAGACUGGCCCUUCUACUGGAGACCAGCCCGGGAUCUCUGCGACCCCUUCAACUCUUCCUGCGGCCCCCUCCCCGUCAGCUGCUCGCACCAGGGCAUGGUCUCAGAGGAGUGAAUAUGAUUUCACGGCGUCCUUGCGCCUACCCUUCGUGGCCGGACUAGAUCCAGUAGGAGCUUCAACAGAGGCUAGUGGCAUUCCUGUUCACGGUAGAAUUCAGCUGCACGAUGCCCUAGCCACCUUUUGGCGAUCGGCCAACGAGCAGUUCUGGGGAGGCUCUUGA
Messenger RNA from Zingiber officinale, 927 nucleotides. Its product is annotated as verprolin-like. The record is from RefSeq and is a predicted model, not a curated record. The transcript has 2 exons. NCBI's taxonomy places the organism in Eukaryota, Viridiplantae, Streptophyta, Magnoliopsida, Zingiberales, Zingiberaceae. Bases 1 to 927 code for a protein of 308 amino acids.